Molecule: messenger RNA, 612 nt
Organism: Pyrus x bretschneideri (Chinese white pear)
Lineage: Eukaryota; Viridiplantae; Streptophyta; Magnoliopsida; Rosales; Rosaceae
Product: leucine-rich repeat receptor-like protein kinase PXC1
Exons: 1
Coding region: 1-612 (203 amino acids)
Biological process (GO): protein phosphorylation
Molecular function (GO): ATP binding; protein kinase activity
Source: RefSeq, a predicted model, not a curated record
AUGAGGCUUCGGCUCUCCAUAGCAUGCGGCAUUUCAAGGGGGCUAGACUUCAUAUAUCAAGGGUCUGAUGACUGUAUCCCUCAUGGGAAUCUCAAGCUUUCAAAUAUCCUCUUGGAUGACAAUGAUGAACCACUGAUUAGCGAGUAUGGGCUUUCAAGUUUCUUCGACCCCAAGAAAGGGUGUCUCAUUUCCUCCAAUGGUUACACAGCCCCAGAAAAAAUGUUGUCGGAGAAGGGAGAUGUUUAUAGCUUCGGCGUGAUUCUUCUGGAGUUACUAACAGGCAAAACUGUAGAAGGAACUGGGAUAGACCUUCCUAAGUGGGUGACUGCCAUGGUUAAGGAGGAGUGGACGGGGGAGGUCUUAGACAAGGAGGUUGCUAAAGCUGCAAAAGAAUGGGCCUUUCCUCUACUCAACAUUGCCCUCAAGUGUGUAUCAGCUUCACCUACAAACAGGCCUACUGUUGAAGAAGUUUACGAAAAGAUUGAAGAGGUUAUACAUGACACUCCGAAUUCAUCGUAUUCUACUACUGAGUGUGGUGGCUACCAAGACAACUACUGUAUGCUUCACUCCAUCAUACCUGAGACCUGGGAUACUCCUGGAUCAAACUAUUAA